GGGCGGUUUCCACGGCUCUGUUGCUGAACGCUCUCAAGGUGGCAUGGAAUUCUCUGGCAGGCUGCCGCCUCCUGCAGCUUCCACGUGGAUGCUUGGCUCAGCCAAAGGUCCAUCUCAGCAGGGAGGCCUCUAGAAAAGUCUCUUCACUUGGCCAACCGGUUCUGCUGUCGUCGCUGCCGUCCCUUGGACACCCUGCUCCACCUGGCCAGCACCGCCCAAAGAGACCUUUCGGAGAAGAAGAGCUCGGGGCCUCUCUCACACCUGCCCUCCGUGCGACCUGAGAGCCUCCAGGUGGCAGAAAGGAAUCUGCUUUCCUCGGCGAGAGCGGAAAUGGCGGGUUGGGCUGGCUUGCCACUGGCCUGUUGACCGGACGUUUCUCCACCGUCCUUCGGUGACAUGAGUCAAAACGCCGCUUCCCGGCUGGCCGAAUCGCCUCAGCUCUCCAAGAGCAGCCUUCUCAACAUCUUGGGUGCCCCGCAGCCGGAGAGGAUGAGCCUGUCGGACUCCAUGCCCCCCACGCCCAAGAGCGGCACCCCUUCUCCCGGGCCGCCCCAGCUGCCCUUGCUGAGCCCCGGCUGCCUCGAAAGUGACUGGGAGGGCCGCGAGGAGCUGCGGCUGCAAGAGCUGGAGGAGGCCCGGGCCCGGGCCGCCCAGAUGGAGAAGACGAUGCGCUGGUGGUCCGACUGCACCGCCAACUGGCGGGAGAAGUGGAGCAAGGUGCGUGCCGAGCGCAACAAGGCGCGGGAGGAGGUGCGCCAGCUGCGCCAGAAGCUGGACGCCCUGACCAAGGAGCUGACCGGCCUGAAGCGAGAGAGGCAGGAGGUGCUGAGCGAGAACGAGCAGCUGGGCAAAGAGGUGGCGCGGCUGAAGGAGGAGGGCGAGGGCGAGAAGGAGAAGGACAACCGCCUCGCCUCUGAGAAGGAGGGCGAGGCUUCCCCCGAGCAGGAGCCUGUGCGGGACGUGAGCUCUGAGAGGCUGCCGAAAAACAAGUCAUUGCAGGAGUUUGAGUUGAUGGAGAACCUCCUGAAGAGCAAGCAAGAAGGGCCCGAGUGCUGGGACCAACGGAGCUCGGUCAGCGUACGCUCCUCCUUCGCCCGCCAGGAGAGGAACCGGUUGCUGUGGGAGGAUGUCUCCAUCAUCGAGGAAGAUGCCACCAAGAUCACCGCCCUGAAGCUGCGGCUGGAUGAAUCUCAAAAAGUGCUUCUCAAAGAGCGGGAGGACAAGCUGUCCCUCAGCAAGAAUAUUGAGAAGCUGGAAGGGGAGCUGAACCAGUGGAAGAUCAAGUACGAGGAGCUCAGCAAGAACAAGCAGGAGGUGCUGACUCAGCUGAACAUCCUCAAGGAGAUCCACCAGGACGAGCUGGGGCGCAUCUCAGAAGACCUGGAAGACGAACUCGGGGCGCGAUCGAGCAUGGACAAGAAGUUGGCUGAGCUGCGUUCAGAGAUGGAGCGCCUGCAAGCCGAGAACGCAGCGGAAUGGGGCAAGCGCGAGCGCCUCGAAACUGAGAAGCUGAACCUUGAGCGGGACAACAAAAAGCUGCGGGCGCAGAUUGAGGACCUGGAGGAAGUUCUGGCCCGGAAGAGGCGCCAGACGGCCAGCGCCCUCGACACCGAUUUUAGGACCGUACAAGCAGAGCUGUUUGAGAAGAACAAGGAACUGGCCGACCUGAAGCACGUGCAUGCCAAGCUGAAGAAGCAGUGCCAGGAGAAGAUGGUGGAGCUGGCGCACGCGAACCGGCGGGUGGAGCAGCACGAGGGCGAGGUGAAGAAGCUGCGCCUGCGGGUGGAGGAGCUCAAGAAGGAGCUGGCCCAAGCCGAGGAUGAGCUGGAUGAGGCCCAUAACCAUGCCCGGAAACUGCAGAGGUCACUUGAUGAGCAAACAGAGCAAAGCGAGAAUCUCCAAGUUCAGCUGGAACACCUGCAGUCCAGGCUCCGGCGUCAGCAGAACAUCCCUCUUUUCGGGAAGAUCCGUGGCUCCCGCUUCGGUCCUGACGACCCCGGAGACGGCACCAGUGACCUCGACGAAGACGAAGACUUGCAGAUCCAAGUUACAUAGCGGCUGCCACCUGAGAGACGCUUCGGGCGUGUCGGAACGAGCACACGGCGCUGGCCUGAGCUGGGCCCUCGGGCUGGGUCGCGGGGCCUCUCCUCCCUUCCCCGACUCGAGGACAAGCCCAGACCAGCAAGAGAGGCUGGGAAAGGGGGCACGGUUGAAACCUCUGCGCUCGUCUCCCCACAAGAUGCUUGACGGAGUAGGGUGGGAGUGGUGUGCUGCGCGUCCUCUCCCCCAGCUGCAGCCCACGUGCUGUCCAUGAUGCUUUAAAGAACAGACCUGGGCACGCGAGCAUCCCUGCUCCAGGCCUAUGGGCCCCGUCGGCCUGAAUUUAGACUCCUGGUGUGCAGUCCUCCGUCCCCAGGCUCCUCACCACUGCCCAGCAGGCACCUUGGCAAGCCGCGGUUCAUCCCGGUCCGUACAGAGCCAAGCUGAUGACGACAACCCUUGUGCUAGGGAGGGGUGAAUCAGAGCAACCCAUGUGCCCUCCCCUCCUGACAGGCACCCCUGCGGUGGACUGCUGGGUUACCUUUGUGCCCCAUGCAUGGAACCCGUGCUCACACAAAACUCUUGACCGAAGGACUAGGUGGGUGACCGCACAUGCUGGAGAAGCUGUCCUGGAACGCAUCAGCCCAGCCUUCUCUUUAUGUACAUGUGUAUUUGCAUUGGUACAUGUUAUGUAUUCUAAAUGUUGAGGCAACCACGGCAGGGUUUCUCCCACUCCUGCAGCAAGCAGCCAAAAGACUUCACCACAAAAGACGCCAGAUCAAGUCUCCCCACACCCUUUGCCACAAACAUCUUUCAGCCCGCACCUCCCACACACCAGCACCGAUAUGAGGAUAACUCGGCUGGCUUUUUAAGGUUGUAAAGAUCACAAAAUAGUGGUCUGAUUCGGUUGCAGUGCGAAGCCACACGAGAAUGAGUGUUGAGUUUACGCUGUGUGUGCAUACAUGCUGCUCCAGCACAGCUGUGAGGAGAUGCUUAGAAGCAUCAGCUUCCAUUCUAGGUCAUCCACAGUUUACUGUGUAGACACCAACCAACUGUGGUUGAUCAUAACUAUGGUUAUAGGAAAUAAGCCAGGUUCCAACCAUCAUUGAGGAACUUGGCCACUUUUCACAAACCAUGGCUAAGGUUAACCACAUUUGCCAGCCAACACACCACAUCGCAGUUGGUUUCGUGCAGAAGUGGAAACUUGACAUCCGCACCUUGUCGCGGUGCUGGGGAGGGGCUUGUGCAGAGCCAUCUCGCCCAACCCACAGUCAAGAGGUUUAUUCUGUUGUGCUCCAUGGGGAAAAGGACAGGCUUUUAAAAGUCACGUUGUGGCCCAGGGGCAUGCUGGCAGGGGGCCAAGGAGUGGAAUGAGAGGGCGAUUCUCCUGUGGACGCUGUCGCAGCUGCCCAAAAUUAGUGCUCCAAGAACCCUGGUUGCCAUGCAGUGGGGAGGGGGCAUUGCAGUCAUGUGCAGUGAACUGGCCUCCCCCAUUUGCCCCCCUUGUAACGACUGGGCUUUACAAAUGUGGGUUGGGUGGCUUAAACCUUCCCUCUCCAGGUGCCCCCCAGGCACAGAAACCUGGGCUGUAAAGGCUUAAUGGAGUGGGGAGGGAGGGAGACAGCUGCAGGAGGAAGGGGGGAGGCAGGGAAAUGGGGCAAAGCGUGUGCAUGGGGGGGUGAAGAAGAAAGAACACGAGCGGGCACGAGGUGGUGCUGAGCACUGUCCCCAUCCAGGGCAGAUACGCACCCCCCGGAAUUUGGCCCGUGGGCUGAAAACGUUCCUCAUCCCUGCGCUGAACCAGGAGUGGUGUCUCUGGAUGCAGCUGGUGCAUGUGAAGUGCCUCCAGCACUUGGAUGCACUAUAUAAAAGCAAAGUCUGGCUGUUGCAAUGGGGUCCUCGCCCCGAUCCUUCGUGCCAUCCAUCUCUGUUGCUCACCUUGCUCUAACCGCUGUGGGAAUAAAUCUUGGACAUCUGGCAAACUCGAGGGGCAGAAAAGGACGCCGGGAGAUGUCCAAGCAGGGGCUUCCCUAAAUCAGCCGGGUGUCCACCUAGUCCUUCCUGGCUUUUAAGUCUCCAGCUCUUCUGAUGUUUCUCCUUCAUUUGUUGAAGACUCUGCAAUGCCGGCCCUUGGGAUCUGGAGAAAAACGUUCUAAUUCAUAGGUGUACAAAAUUGCACAGGAGUUUCCUUAGGGGUGCAGACUGGGAAACUUUGGUUUCUGACCUGGAUUUCUGCAUAUUGCGACAUUGUGGAUUGGUUUGGGACAGAAUGCCCGUGACCCUAGUUUUAGCAGACUUGAUGCUGCUUAUAAAUUAAAAGACCAGCUUGGGUGAGAUGAGAAUUCCACAGCGGGGUGGCUGGUCGUUCAACCCUUUGCAACAAACGUGAAUUUCUGUCAGUCUUCAGCACUCCUGCCCUUCAGGUGGGUGGGACUGCAGUUCCCAUACAUUCCAGCCCCACUGCCUGACUGGCCAGUUGCAGCUGACCGGGGAACUCUCUAUAAGGUGCCUUCUGAACCCGUAAAAACCCAGCCCCUCUACUCGGGAGCCACGUUCCAGCUCUCCUUGGGGCGAUUCUCCAAAUGGCCAUUCGUUAAGCAUUAAGGGAAGUCCCUCCAAAAAGAGGACAAAUGUGCAUGCCAUUUGCAUAUGCUACCUGAGAAGUGCACAUUGAGCAAUAUUUACAGCUGAAGUGGAAAGAGGACACCCCACCGCAGACUCCCUCUGCUUUUGCCUUCUAAAGGCAACAGCCUGGCCACGCCGUUUCUUGUGCAUGCUUUUUGCCUUAAGAACUCGGCUCAGAAACUGGUCCAUGGGCAGGCCUGGGCAGCCUGGUUCCUCCGCUUCACCUGGGAACACCGCUAGGUUCAUCCCCAUUCUCCAUUUUGGGGGGAACAGCCUACUUCCUCCUCCCUAACCGAAGCAAAGUGUCUCCGCCUUUUCACUGAGAGAUCCCCAAGAAUCCGCUGCUGCGGCGAAAGCAUUUGGGGCCUUCUGCCAUUAUCUAGCAGUGUCCUUUGUGAACGGCCGGCGUUUCCUUCAGAGACGAGAAGGACCUUUGGGAGGAAAGCACGAUGUUCCUUCUGGAGAGGGGAUUCCACUUGACAGCCCUUAAUCAAUGUCCUAAAACCUCGGUCCCCCUCCUUGUGGGUGCGUGUGCAUCUGUGCGUGCCCAGGCGUGCGUGCCAAGCAUUUCUCUCUGAGCUGUUGCAUGAAUAAAACAUCGGCAUGCAAUUACCAGCUCUCCAAGGCUUGCGCAGUUCCAUGGCUAAAAUGGUUCUUGGAGGUGAGCCCAAAACAAUGGUUAAAAAUUAAGCGAUAAUGGCCUGUGAUCGCCAUAUUACAGCAAAUGUGGCUUCACAGUUCCACCCUCUCGGAGUGAUGCAAUCGGCGUGUGCGCGCUUCCCCCACACGCAGCCGCAAAAGGGCCUCAUCCUCACAAGAUGUUGCUGGGCCCAACCCCGGCCUCGCAGAGGAUCGGGAGAGGGCCCGGCUCCUGCUUUUUGGAAGCCUGCGAGCUGCCUGCGCUUGCUGCCAUCCCGCGAGCCUCUCUUCCAACAACAACCCCAUCAGGUGGGCUGGGCUGAGGGUCUGACUGGCCCAACGUGACCCUCAUGGCUGAGAGACAACCAGAACCAGGAGUCCCACUCCUACACCCUCGCGACCAAGCAACGCUGGCACGGCGUUGAUGCAAACUUUCAUUAUUUCUGAAUUUGCACUUAUGCAUAAACUGCACGUGCUCAUUUCCUGCAAACCACUGUCCUGUUUUGGCCUUGCAUUCCCUGCUUUUUGAGAGGUCAGAAGUGGGUGCCCUAAUUGAAGGAGGCGAGGGGAACAAGGCUUUCCCCUCAAACUUGGGUGGGCACGAUGCUGGCGAGGCUUCUGGGACAGCGAUGCUCCCACCUGGCAUGAGAAAGUUCCCUGGACAAAAGCUUUGGAGCGGAAGGGCACUCGGACAUGGGAAGGAUGCUCAGGCAGGAACCAGGAGAUGCAGGGGUAUUAAACAUUGAUAUUUCAGUGAGAUAAUUCUGCUUGAUCCGGCUUUUAAUUGAUUGCCUCAAAGAGAAGUGCCCUUCUUGGUUGCUGCUGGGUUUGUUUUGUUCUUGUUUUAAUUUGUUGCAAACAUUAAACUUUUUUAUAGCCCAGUAAA
This is a messenger RNA of Varanus komodoensis (Komodo dragon), 6190 nucleotides long. RefSeq names its product coiled-coil domain containing 102A (gene CCDC102A). Lineage: Eukaryota; Metazoa; Chordata; Lepidosauria; Squamata; Varanidae. Gene Ontology annotation, cellular component: myosin complex. The transcript is spliced from 9 exons. The coding region runs from base 397 to 2055 and encodes 552 amino acids. The record is from RefSeq and is a predicted model, not a curated record.